Molecule: messenger RNA, 3092 nt
Organism: Eupeodes corollae
Lineage: Eukaryota; Metazoa; Arthropoda; Insecta; Diptera; Syrphidae
Gene: Syn1
Product: beta-1-syntrophin
Exons: 10
Coding region: 871-2562 (563 amino acids)
Cellular component (GO): dystrophin-associated glycoprotein complex; intracellular anatomical structure
Molecular function (GO): protein binding; structural molecule activity
Source: RefSeq, a predicted model, not a curated record
AGUAUCGUAUUGGAAACCAGAGUAGAUUGUUCGGAACUUGGCUCUGGGAUUUUUAAGUUUUUUUUUUCAAAAUAAUUUCACAUAAAAAAUAAAAUCAAUAAGUGCACAAACCAAAACAUAUUAAACAUAAUAUUGUAGACAGACUACGAGUAUUCAAAGCAACUUUUUUUUAAAGUUUUGAAGUUGGAAAUUUUAAGAAUAGAAAAAAUAAUGUUUUACUUUAGUGGAAUUUUUGUGAGAUACUGGCGGCCUGGAGCAUGCGUGAUAUUUUUCAUUUAAAUUUAUCAAUAUUAAAAGUGUUAAUAGUUACAUUGCGUGAAAUCUGUAUACUCUAGAGUUAAACAAAAAUACAACCCUGAUAGAAAAAUAAAAAAGUUCGACCUUUUACAAUAUUAGUAAAGUUCUUAAAGUAAUAUCGUAUCAUUGUAACCGCAAAAUCUGAACCUCUCCCCAAAAACAUAAAACAAAAUAACAAGAGCGGCGAAUACCAAGUGCAAGUUUCUAUAACGGCACGGCUUUGGGGGCGCGUCGGCGCGUGGGCUUUCGAUUUAUCCAAGUAUCACGUAACGCUUCAUUCAUCUAUUCAGUGGUCUUAUCACUGUUUAUCCUAAGAGAAAGGCCUAGUACCACAUUUGUUGAAACAGAAAAGUGUGUAAACAUUGCGUUCGUUAAAUAUUUCGAAAUUUUAAGUUUACGAUACGAGUGCUUAUAUGCAAAUAUAUUAAUAUAAUACAAAAAUAAUUUUGCCGACUGUUUGUGUUGUUUAAUUCUAAUUGGAUGCCAGGACAUUAAUAGAAAUUUAAACAAAACGGAUAAAUUUAAAAUAUGGUUGCAUUACAGGUUAUUUUCUAAGAGAACACAAAACACAAAAUGGUAGAAUCAUCAAGCCUAGGCCGACCGGCAACAAAUCCGCAGUAUACUGUCCCUCAUCACUCACCAUCGGGCUUACGCUGUGGAGUUCUCGAAACUCGCGUUAGGGGAUUAUGGUAUCGCGUCUUAGUAACGCUUCAAACCGACUUUCUCUCUAUAAGCCUAGAUGAGUCAUGUGAGUCAACUAUGGGGGAUCAUUCAACAACAUUAAACGGGACUUUGGGUAGUAACCAUAGCAGUCAUAACGGCACUUUGGCAAAAUCAACAACCGGCGGCUCAUCAGAAGAGAACAAUAUCGAUAAUGGGGAUCAUCUUUAUAAUAAUAACACUGCGGACAAUGGAAUGAAUGAAAUAUGUGAUGUGCCUGAUCAUGUGGCCAAUCAAAAGAGACAUGUGCGUAUCAUAAAAUCUGAUAAUAAUGGCUUAGGUAUAUCAAUAAAAGGCGGUCGAGAGAAUCGGAUGCCCAUUUUAAUAUCAAAAAUAUUUCGGGGUAUGGCUGCUGAUCAAGCCAAAGGACUUUACGUUGGUGAUGCGAUAUUAACAGUAAAUGGAGAGGAACUACGAGAUGCGACUCAUGACGAAGCUGUUCGAGCUCUUAAGCGAGCAGGACGUGUUGUAGACCUAGAAGUAAAAUUCCUUCGAGAAGUGACACCAUAUUUUCGAAAAGCCAGUAUAAUAUCUGAAGUUGGUUGGGAAUUGCAAAGAGCCUUUCUGUGUCCUUUGGGUUCUGGAAUGCCAACAUCACCACCAGCACCAAAAAGCCCACCGAGAGCUGACACACGUUACAUUCCUUUACAAUUGACGCAUUUGGCACGAAAUUUAAAAUACGUUGAUCCAGAAAAUCGCUGCAUAGAACUACACUCUCCUGACAGUAUCCAUUCAUGUAUCCUUCGGGCUGCCGACUCGCAGGAAGCACUUAUGUGGUUUAAUGCUCUUCAUUCAGCAAUGGCGUGUAGUACACAGAGAGCCUUAAAUGAUGCCAACCGAGCAUUACUCAAUGUUAUUGGUGAACUAAAACAUAUUGGCUGGUUAAGUCGACGAAUAGGAAGCAACUGCGAACAGAGUGGCAGAUCUAGUUCUGAAAGUUCUGACGAGAAUGAUAAAUGGCAACCGGUGUUUGUAGCAGUAACUGAAAGGGAAUUUAGAAUUUAUGAAGGUGCACCGUGGUCUGUCGAAGCAUGGAGUCGACCGCUGGAGUGCUGUACACUGGCUUCGACUCGCCUUGCAGGGGCUGGUAAUAAUUCAUCACUUAAUGGUCAACAGACUACAGUUUUCUGUGUACGUUGUGGAACUACUCGUGGUGUUCUAGUUUAUUGGUUAAGGUCAGAAACUCAUCGCGAUAUGGCAGCUUGGGCCCGCUCCUUAGUUCAGGGCAGCCACAAUGCAGUAAACUACCAACGAGAAUUUUCUUUUCGAUGUUUGUACCAAGGAAGGCAGAGUCAAUUAAUAGUUCAUUUAAAUAGAGGAUUUUCACUUCACGAAUGUGGUAUGAAUUCGCCAGCUACAACCAAGUCUCAGAUGUGGCAGUUUCCAUUCGAUAAAUUGAAAGGAUCAGCAGAUGACGGAAACAGACUACUCUAUCUAGAUUUUGGGGAUGAUGGUGAAAUAGAACUAGAUAUGGAGUGUUGCCCUAAACCAGUUGUUUUCGUUCUGCACAACUGCCUGUCUGCCAAAGUUCACUCUAUAACUUAGUUUUAAUAAUAUAAUGAUAAGUUUGCAUAUUUUUUUUAACAAACGUGUAUGUCAACUGCCAAGUGUAAUCCUUUAAACAGCAAAAAAAUAAAUUUAUUAUUUUAUUUGACAUUUGCUAAUAAGACAAAUAUUAAAAAUUUCCAGUUUUUAAAACCAAUUUUAUUUUACGCAAUACAUUUUGCAAUGUUUGCAAUUUCAAAGAAUAAAACAAAAUAUAUGUAUACUUAAAGCUAAGUUAUUGGUUUUCUCAAUUUUGAAAAUUUGCCAUCUUGGGAGUUGACAGAUUUACAUGUAUCUUAAAAAAAAUGUGUUCGUACAAUAUAAUUAUCUCUAUUAACUUCCCUACUUUAAAAUCUUAUUUUUCAUUCUGUGUAAUGAAUUUACGAUGUAAUUCUUAUAUUUUCUUAUAAUAAUGAACAUAUCUUUACUUGCAAGAAGUUGAUAACUUUGUAUCAUUAAAUAACACAAAAAACGAUGUAAUGUACUCAAGAAUAAAAUUUUAAGAGAUAUGCAAUGUGCAUUGGAAUAUU